Molecule: messenger RNA, 2283 nt
Organism: Arctia plantaginis
Lineage: Eukaryota; Metazoa; Arthropoda; Insecta; Lepidoptera; Erebidae
Source: the annotation of a GenBank genome assembly
AUGUUUGCUCUUCCAAGUAAGGGUACACUUAUGAACUUCCUUAAUAAAAUUCCUUUCAAAACAGGAAUUGAUAAAAUCAUUUUUGAUGUUUUGGAACCAUCCGUUAGGAAGAUGAAAGUUCAUGAGAGAUUUUGUGCUGUUUUGUUUGAUGAAAUGUCUCUGAGUAUAAACACACAAUACGAUUCAAAAGAGGACUGCAUUGAGGGAAUACACGAUGAUGGGAUGUUAAGAAAACCAUUAUUAGCAGACUAUGCAAAUGAAGUUUUUAUCAAGGGGAUAUUCCGCAGAUGGAAGCAGCCCAUAGCCUAUACAUUUUCAAGUGGAGCAAGUAAAGGAUUGGAACUCAAAAAAAUCAUCAUAAAUGUUAUUAGGGAGUGUCGCAGAAUUGGAUUGAGAGUAAUUUGUUCUAUUUGCGAUCAAGGUCAGAACAAUCAAGCAGCUAUAAACUCUCUUCUUAAAGACACUGCGGAUGAAUGUAAGAGGCAUAAUGUGAAUAAUUGCCACCAUGGCUAUUUAAUUGAUGGUGAAGAAAUUGUUCACAUUUAUGAUAUACCACAUGUAUUUAAAGGGAUUCGAAAUAAUCUUUUGACAAAAGACUUGUGUUUUGAAAUUAAUAGUCAAAAGAAGGUGGCCAAGUUUCAACACAUUAUUGAAUUUUAUUACCUCGACAUGGAAGAAGAAAACAGAAUAUGUCCCACUUCGACCGCAGGUCAUGUUCUUCCUGAGAAGAUGAACAAAAUGAAGGUGUCCCAUUGCACACAAGUAUUCAGUAACAAAGUCGGUUGUUUGAUGGAUCGAAUUGCUAAGUGGGAUAUAAAAGGUGCACAGAAUUUACCGACAGAGGCAUGUGAUACUGCUGAACUAAUCCUUCUGUUGGAUAAAUUAUUUGACAGCUGUAACUCGCACUGCAAAUUAGCGCCUUCCAGUAAAAGAGUACUGGUUAGAACAAUUAUAAGUUCUGAAAUCUAUGAGAAGAGGAAAAACAAGAGCUUCGAGCAAAGUGGAGGCAAGCCAAUGCUAAAAGAGCUGAAAGAAAAAAAAAAGGAAAACUCUACAACAAAACAAAAUAACACAUUAGAAGUAAGAAAAAAUGCUAAAAAUAAUACAACAAUCCUAAAGGAGAGACUACAAAAGCUCACUGAAGAAAAUACUCAAUUAAAACGACGAAAUAAGAAUUUAAGACAGGCCUGUAAUCGAAAGAAAAAGCGAGUGGAAAUUCUGAAAAAACGUUUACCCAAACAAAUUAGGCCUGAUAAUGAUGCUAUUUCCAUUGAAACUCGACAGUGUGACGACACACCAUUAACAAAAUCGAAUAGUUUUUUAGAAGAAACUUUACCAAAUGUGUCCAUGACGGAAAAAGAAAAGGCAAUAUCGUUGAAGAAGCUAGGUUUGCUUCAAACAUCUGACAUUGACGAGCUUAUGAAAAAUGUCACUUGCAGCAAAUGUUUUAAAUGCAUGUACUCUGAGUGUUCUGGAUGCAAAAAUAAGAAACUAGCUGUUGAUUUGACAAUAAAUGAAGACAGCCCCGUGGAGUGGCUUCAAUGGAAAAUGGGCACACACACUUAUAUUAAAAUUGACAAAAAGAAGUGCGUAGAAAAACAGACGAAAAAGUAUUCAAAACAGAAUAUAAAAGAAUACGUAUUUGAAUAUGCAAUAUGGAAUUUUUUUGAAGCCUCUCACGGCAAAGGGCCAGCUGACGGGGUUGGUGGGACAUUAAAGCGCCAACUUGACAAUCAUAUAUCACAUGGCAAUGACAUAACCAACGCAAAAGCAGCAUAUGACUAUUUAAUGGUUAACAGUAAAGUAAAAAUGUUUUAUAUAAAUGAAAACGACAUUGAGAAGAUGACCAAAAAUAUCCCUGAAAAUAUUCCUAUAAAAGGAACAAUGAAGCUGCAUCAAAUUGUAACGGAUGGCAACACGACAAUUAAAUAUAAAUUGCUGAGCUGCUUUGAUUGUAAUAAAAACAUCUGCUGUGAUUGUUACUACACUAAAGAACAUGAACUUCUAUCCAACACCCUAUCAGAACCAAAAGCAUCAUGUAGUAACAAUAGACAAUCCUUGAAAAAACAAAAACCAGCAGCAAAAAGAUUCAAAAGAAUAAAUAGUUCUACUACGACGGAGAGUGAUGUCAGUAUAAAUUGUCAUAGUGAAUCAGAUCUGAUAGAUGCGGAUUUUUCGAAUGAGGACAAUAAUUUACCCAUUAUAGAUGACAGAGAGAGUGAUCGAGACUUAGAGGUGAAUGGCAAUUUGAGAGCAAAUAUUAAAGAGAUUUAUGAUUUUUGA